AUGGGGGGUAUGGGUAAAACAACCAUUGCCAAAGCCAUUUAUAAUGAAAUUGGAAGAAAAUUUGAGGGAAGGAGCUUCCUUCUGAAUAUAAGAGAGUUUUGGGAGACAGAUACUAAUCAAGUUUCACUACAACAACAGGUACUCUGCGAUGCUUACGAAACAACGACAUUCAAGAUACGUGACAUAGAAUCAGGGAAAAAUAUAUUGAAGCAAAGACUGGCCCAGAAUAGGGUACUUCUAGUGCUUGAUGAUGUCAGUGAAUUUCACCAACUACAGGUUUUGUGUGGAAGCCGUGAAUGGUUUGGUCCGGGUAGUAGAAUAAUCAUCACAACAAGAGAUAGGAAUCUUCUUAGAUCUUAUAGAGUUGAUCAAGUUUAUGAAAUAAAAGAAAUGGAUGAAAGCGAAUCUCUUGAGCUUUUCAGUUGGCAUGCAUUCAAGCAACCAAGUCCGAAAGAAGAGUUUUCUACACAUUCAAAUGAAGUGAUUGCUUAUUCUGGGAGAUUGCCACUAGCACUUCAAGUCCUUGGGUCCCGUUUGUCUGACUGUGAAAUAACAGAGUGGCAUAGGGUUUUGGAGAAACUCAAAUGCAUCCCUCAUGAUCAAGUGCAGAAUAAGCUAAAAGUAAGCUUCAAUGGUUUGAAAGAUGUAACAGAGAAACAAAUAUUCCUUGAUAUAGCUUGUUUCUUUAUUGGGAAGGACAGAAAUGAUGUAAUACAAAUAUUAAAUGGGUGUGGAUUUUUUGCUGAUAUUGGAAUUAAAGUUCUUGUAGAGUGAACCCUUGUAACCGUUGACAACAGGAACAAGCUUAGAAUGCAUGGUUUGUUGAGAGACAUGGGAAGACAAAUAAUCUUUGAGGAAUCACCGUUUGAUCCUGAGAAGCGUAGUAGGCUGUGGCGCCAUGAGGAAGUGUUUGAUAUAUUAUCAAAGC
Medicago truncatula (barrel medic) is the source of this 928-nucleotide messenger RNA. Its product is annotated as disease resistance protein RUN1. Gene Ontology annotation, biological process: defense response. Gene Ontology annotation, molecular function: ADP binding. Lineage: Eukaryota; Viridiplantae; Streptophyta; Magnoliopsida; Fabales; Fabaceae. The transcript has a single exon. The coding region runs from base 1 to 774 and encodes 257 amino acids. The record is from RefSeq and is a predicted model, not a curated record.